AUCUUUAUACAGCAACCGUCUCGUUAAUCAAUUCACGAGUCAAAGAAAUUGCAACAGAGCUAGAAAAUGUAGAUGAUGAGGUGUUACUCCCUUUGUAUGUUCAGCGAUGGGAGGUCUUUGAUCGUGGCCUUAGUUAUCUCGACAAUUUGUACAGUUUUCUCAACACCCAAUACGUUAAAUGUUUAAGACCAACUGAAGGUGAGAUGAAUUAUGGAUCAACUCUUCCUAUGAUUGAUCGGCAUACUAUGGAAAUACUUGAAGUUGGGUUAUGGCAAUGGAAAAUGUUCCUACUUGAUUUAAUAAAAAAAAGGCUUUGCCAUCGACUAAUACUUGAAGUUCACAAUGAUCGCUAUGGUAUCUCUAGCCAGCAGAACUAUAUUUCUCCAUGUCUAAAAUCAUUCCUACGUGUUGGAGAACUCCGCGAUGUUGGAAAAUUCGGUAAAGAAAUAUAUUUAGAAAUAUUCCAAAAUCAAUUACGAGAGCACACACAAAAUUUUUACAAACAAUGGGCUACGCAAAGAGAGGAAACGCUUUCAUGUUCACAAUACGUCACUGAGGCUCUUGCUCUUCGUAAGGAAGAACGCCUGAGGGCUGAACGUUAUUAUGCCGGCUCUCUCGCACUAGUGCAGCAACUGUUUCAAGAUAUAAUAGUCGAAGAUCGUUUGGCGUUCUUAAAUCAAAGCGUUUCAAGUAUUGUUGCCGGAGAAGAUAAAGCUGCGCUUCGGAAUAUUUUUGAGCUUCUUUCGCCAGUAAAUCUUUGCUCAGAGCUUCUGAAUGCUUUCGGUCAACACAUAAAGUCUUUGGUUUCUGAUGCUAUUUUUGCAUUACCUCAGGAUCCAGCUCAAGCCCCUAUACAGUUUGUGGACAGUUUAAUCUCCAUACGCCAGCGCUUCACAAAUUUUAUUGAUGAAGUUUUUGGGAAUAUAUCGGCAUUUCGUCUUCGCAUGGAUCGUGCCAUUAGCCAAGCUAUAACGGAACGAGCGACUACCAAUUUCCGAACGAAUUCUGGAUCAACCACUAGGUAG
Molecule: messenger RNA, 1025 nt
Organism: Protopolystoma xenopodis
Lineage: Eukaryota; Metazoa; Platyhelminthes; Monogenea; Polystomatidea; Polystomatidae
Source: the annotation of a GenBank genome assembly